CAGUGGUCAAGCAAAGCGCAGGUGGUAUCGGCAGGGGGAGCUCGUUCCCUUCAUGUGCAGCAUUUUGUCAGGAAAAUCCAGUCUCCUUACCGCGCAUGUGCGAGUGUAAACGAGGUCCAAGACGAGGACGGAAGAUGGCGGCGACCAGGGAGAGCAACACCAGGCCUGGGAAACCGGCGGGCAAAGAGCCGCAGCCGCUCGUUAUUGCCAAAACUGCAGCGGAGGAGCAGCGGCUUAAGUUGGAGAGACUCAUGAGAAACCCUGAUAAGCCUGUAACAAUCCCAGAGAGACCAAAGGAAUGGAACCCACGUGCUCCUCCAGAGUUCGUCCGAGACGUGAUGGGUUCGAGUGCUGGAGCUGGCAGCGGGGAGUUCCACGUGUAUAGACACCUGCGGCGCAGAGAGUACCAGAGGCAGGAGUGCAUGGAUACCAUGAGUGAAAAGCAAAAGAUGGACAAGGAGUACCAGGAGAAGCUGCAGAAGAACAAUCAGGCAACAGCAGAGAAGACAGCCAAGCGCAGGAAGAAACGGCAAAAGUUAAAAGAGAAGAAACUGAUGGCACAGAAAGCUAAACUCGAGGAAGGGAAGGAUGGAGAUGGCGAUAGUGGUUCAAAUUCUGCCUCCAGCAGUGACAAGGUCCCCAGGAAGGAGGGUGACGAUGAUGCAGAGGAGCCCAGCUUUGUUAUGGGGGGGAGGUGACAGUGAUGCAGAGGAGCCCAGCUUUGUUGUGGUGGUGGGUGGGUGGGAUGACGCUCGACAUGUUUCUGAUCACUACACACCCAGCCAGGAAUGGGGUGCCCAAUAAUCUCUUCACUUCUCACUGCAAAUCUUUAUUCAAGAGUGUCCAAACCACAGUUGGUAAACCAUAGCUAUGCCAAGCUUUGCUACCUUCAAGUACAUAUAACUAACUAAAUAAUUCCAGUCAAUCUAAUAUGUAUUGCCCAAACUUCAUUUUUUCAUAGCAUUUGUAAACAACAACGUCUCCUGCACUCUUUUCCACGCUGCACUCCCUGUUGAAGGAACACAUCUAAUUCUUUCUGAACACAUUUGUUGUAUUUCUCCAAAAUGAAAAACUCUCAGAAGCUGGACACAGUGGCUCGCAUUUGAGUGCCUAUCGUUGCUUUUCCUAUAUUUUGCGAUGCGAUUCCCGGGCAGUGUAUGUACCGGGCUUAAGUCAGAGUGGAGAGAACUGCUGUCUGUCCUGGUGUUGGUCUCAUUGAUUGUGACCCAUAUUAAAUAGAGAUCUGUUUCUGUUCAGGGCAGCAUGAACUGAGCUGCUGAUGGAAGCCAGGAGUACACCAGCACCUCCUGCUCACUUGCUCAGGACCACAUUCAUUGAUGUGUCUGUGUGUUACCAGCAUCAUGAAGUUGUUGUGUGUUUUUUUGGUUUGUUUGUUUGUUUUUUUAAAUAAAAAGUUAAAAUGUU
Acipenser ruthenus (sterlet) is the source of this 1425-nucleotide messenger RNA. Its product is annotated as PRKR-interacting protein 1 homolog. NCBI's taxonomy places the organism in Eukaryota, Metazoa, Chordata, Actinopteri, Acipenseriformes, Acipenseridae. Gene Ontology annotation, biological process: negative regulation of protein kinase activity. Gene Ontology annotation, molecular function: double-stranded RNA binding; protein kinase binding; protein kinase inhibitor activity. Gene Ontology annotation, cellular component: nucleolus. The transcript has 6 exons. The record is from RefSeq and is a predicted model, not a curated record. Bases 96 to 698 code for a protein of 200 amino acids.